This is a messenger RNA of Coniophora puteana RWD-64-598 SS2, 1173 nucleotides long. RefSeq lists its product as uncharacterized. The record is from RefSeq and is a predicted model, not a curated record. The coding region runs from base 1 to 1173 and encodes 390 amino acids. The transcript has 7 exons. NCBI's taxonomy places the organism in Eukaryota, Fungi, Basidiomycota, Agaricomycetes, Boletales, Coniophoraceae.
AUGCUCCUUUCCACAACCACCAGCCCGUCGCCACUACUUCGUCUUCUCGCUCGUGAGACCCAAUGUUCUUCAUAUAUCUGUCGAGGACACCCACCAAUAUGCCUCCGCGGGGCACACAGCUCCGCCAGACGUAUAUCGACACAACAGCGUCCGUACACAUUUCACCUUGGCGUUAGCUGGGCCGGGAAGUCGCCAGACGCCAGAACGGCUCGUCUUCGCCGCCCGAUUCCUGCAAACACCCCCGUAGGCAAAUGGAGAGACGAGAUGCUGUCGCGACCGCGCAGCCUCAGUGGGAAGGACGCGGGAGAGGACUUUUUCUACGUGACGCCAGUGCGUUCCCAUCUUAUUCUCUUCAUUCUCACUCUCGGCACCGGCGUUUCUCAGGGUAUCUCGUUUGGCGUCGCCGACGGCGUAGGGGGGUGGACAGACUCGGGCGUGGAUCCGUCGCUGUUUGCGCAGUGUCUGAUGUACCAUUCAUACCGGUAUGCGCGAUUGGCCUGGGCAGGUGAACCGGAGAUCGACCCCACGCAGGAGUACGAGGAGCGCGAAGAGGUCGAGGGAUGGGAGAUGGCGCCUCGGGAUUGUUUGGAAGCUGCGUAUCAUGGUGUCCUGCGAGAAAAGCUUGUACGAGCUGGUUCUAGCACUGCGUGCCUAUUAAAUAUUAACUCGCUAUCUGGGCUGCUACGAGCCGCCAACCUGGGAGAUAGCGGCUUCGCCAUCAUUCGGUCAUCAUCCAUCAUCUACCGGCAACAAGCCCAGACGCAUUUCUUCAACUGUCCAUUCCAACUGACAAAGUUUCCUAGCGACACCGAGCGGUAUAAUCAGUCAUACAUCGAUUAUCCUAGCGCCGCAGACACCUAUGAAACAAAGCUUCGAGACGGCGACAUUGUCAUAUGCUACACCGACGGAUUGUCAGACAAUGUUUUCCCAGCGGACAUGAGCGCCAUUUGCUCGUUGGUCGGCAGGUCAGGUGGAUCAGACGACCAACAAGUGCAGACCAUAGCCGACCGGAUCGUCCACUACGCCCAGACAUGUAUGCAUGACCGGAAGAAAGUCAGCCCUUUUGAACGCGAGGCUGCCAGGGAGGGGAUGAGCUAUCGAGGCGGGGUACGCGCUUUCAAUCUUAUCCCUUGCGUUCAUGCUGACGAUGAUCUCAAUGCCAAUAGAAAGUAG